Hermetia illucens (black soldier fly) is the source of this 3659-nucleotide messenger RNA. Its product is annotated as insulin-like receptor. Gene Ontology annotation, molecular function: protein binding. The transcript has 10 exons. Bases 674 to 3520 code for a protein of 948 amino acids. NCBI's taxonomy places the organism in Eukaryota, Metazoa, Arthropoda, Insecta, Diptera, Stratiomyidae. The record is from RefSeq and is a predicted model, not a curated record.
UUGGACUGAACCGGGCCGGAGGCAGGCACGAGCUCGGCACAGAAUACCGGGACCGUUACUGGUAUAGAAACUGCGAGUAAUAAAGAAAUCAUUCCUAAUUGAAUCAGAAAGUGUAAUAAGUUUAAGUAGUGAUCGAAUCAGUGAUGACUUCCCAUGAUGAUCGGCAAUAAUAGGCGCAUCGACGCAGACGGAAUGGAUUCGAAGCUCCGGUGAGGUCGUGACAACUUCUGGCUCAUCUUCACUGAUUGCUGUGAUUGCUGGGUGCAGCGGAGCUUUACCCCGUCGACCUGCACCAUUGCUCAAGGGCAGGUACACAAAGAUUCUAAGCUGCAGUUCCUUCACCUGCCCAACCAUCAUUCUAGCCAUUACAGAUGGUCUAUCCGCAAUGAAUGAGUAAUUGUUCUGUUUCGAGCGCUUUGGAACGGUCACCACUCAGUUGAUCCCGCGAAACCUCCAGCACACGUUCCAUCCACAGACCCAGAAGAGAGUAUCGAAUCGAGUGAAUUAACGUUUUACGCUAAUCACAUCUAAUUAACGCGAACGGUUCGCCGGACCCUCUCAACUGUGAUAAAAUGAAAUAACGUUUUUAUGGUGUCAUAAAUGGUGAUCCGAGUGCAAGUGAUAUUCUAGCUAACGCGGACUAGUUAACGGCGAAGUGAUCCUCAGCGGGACUAUGGCUUUCACCAGGGACGGAUAUCGCGGAUUUAAAAUUCAGCUCAAGAUCUACCACACGCUCGUGAUAUUUCUAAUUUUUUUGAUAAUUUUCACGCAAUUUUCCGAUAACGACGGCAAGGAAUGUGGAUCGAAGGACAUUCGAAACCGACCAGACUCCCUGGCUGACCUGGAGGAUUGUACAGUUAUCAAAGGAUCUCUCAUAAUUGUGCUGAUGACUGACUCGAAUUGGACUGCGGCUGACUUUGAUAAGUAUUCGUUCCCGAAAUUAAGGGAAAUCACGGAAUUUAUGAUAGUUUACCAAGUCUACUACCUCAAAACGUUGAGACAAUUGUUUCCUAAUUUAGUGGUCAUCAGAGGAGAGAAACUGUUCCUGAAUUACGCCCUCGCGAUAGACGAUGUCCCCCAUUUAAGUGAUAUUGGCUUGAUAUCAUUAGUGUCCAUACAACGAGGUCAUAUCUACAUUAAUCGAUGUCCAAUACUUUGCUUUGUGAAUACGAUUGAUUGGUUUAGUAUAACCACAUCGUAUGGAACUCAUGUUAUCAAGCAACAGGACAAUAAUACAUGCCCCACGAGGGCCUCCUGCCGCGGUUGCAAAGAUGAUCGUUGCUGGUCAAGCAAAGAUUGCCAGAAGUUCAAAGAUGAUAAUUUAUUACGUAUGAUGAGCACCAUAAAAUGCCACCCCUUGUGUCUGGGUGGCUGUAGAAACUCAAGUGCGGCAGGUUGCAAUGUCUGCAAGGGAAUAUCUGACCUUGGAGUAUGCGUUGAAAAAUGCCCCAGUAAUAAAGUGCUAAUCCCUGAAUAUUUUCGAUGUUAUUCACGUGAAGACUGCAGGAGAUUCGGGCGAAUUAUUUACCAAAAUGAAUGUCUCCUUUCGUGUCCAGCAGGAUUUAGUACAACAGAUUUCUCAACUGGCGAAAUCUCCCAAACUGAGUGCUUCCCUUGUAGGGACCAACAAUGCCCGAAAAUAUGCGAGCCUAAUGCAGUCCAACACUUGUCAGAUGCUGAACGACUAAAAGGGUGUACCAUAAUCAAUGGAACGUUGCAAAUUCAUAUAACGAAUCGCAUCAGCGAGAAGGAACUUCAACAGCACCUGUCGUCUAUUGAAGAAAUUUACGGACUUCUAAAAAUUUAUAGGACACCUUUAAUUACAUCCCUUUCAUUUCUUCGAGGGCUGAAGAAAAUUCAUGGCCAAGAGUUAGAAUACAAUAAGUUUUCCUUAGUUAUUUAUUAUAAUCAAAAUUUAGUUGAUUUGUGGCCUAGGAGUAAGGGAAGCUAUCUAACUCUGGUAAAUGGAGGAAUGUUCAUUCAUUCCAAUUAUAAAUUGUGCUUUUUGAAAAUUCGUGAAUUUCAAAAUGAGACGCUGCACAAUCGGACCUUAGAUUACCUGCCAAAAACAGAUGAAGAACCGGCAUGUAACCCCAUCAAGUUGGAGACAAGCUUCAAGGUACUGGGGAUCGAUAGCGUGACAAUCCGUUGGAAGGAAUUGGAUAACACGUUGGUCAAUGGGACAGAGUAUAUCCUGUUCUACACGGACGUCCCAUUGAGUAAUAAAUCACAAACCAAAAAUGAGGAUGUUUGCUAUGAAAACAUGUUGGAAUGUUCCAGAGACGUUUGGAAAACCCAACUAAUCCUGCAAAAGGACUUGCAGCGCAGUGGAGAGCACUUCAUCUAUAACUUGACGAACUUAAAGCAGUACACUCAAUAUGCGUUCUAUGUAAAGACCUACCGAAUCAAGGAAAAGGAUGACAACUUCACGAGUAGCGAAUCGGAUAUUCAGUAUUUCACAACAGAAGCUCCUGUGCCCUCUGAGCAAAACAUAACGACCUCUGGAAAAACUGCUGACAGUCUGACAUUGACUUGGCUUCCGCGUUUGGAUAAGCAUGAACGGAUCGAUUACUAUAUCAUCGACUUGUUUUAUGAACCCGAUAAAAAAGAGAUCCUUGACUUGCGCGACUAUUGUGUCGACCAGUUUGAGCAUGAUCAAGCAGAAGCAAAUGCCAGUUGUGGUUGCCUUAACGAUGAGUCCUCCCAUCAAGAUGAUUUCAACUUCCAGACAAAAUUGGGGGAGAGUUUUCAUUGUUUCGACAUUGAGGAUGAAGAUUGUAAACAUAGUCGAUAUUCCAAUCGCUAUAAACAUGAAACGGGUAGUGGCGAACACAGUGGAAACUAUGAGGACCUGGAAAGUUGGCCUGCUCCCAAUUCAGAGACAUUUGUCAAGUCGAUGCUGUUUAAGAGCGAACAGAAGACAUACACGAUAACCGGCCUGGAACCAUUCCGGCUUUACAUAAUUCACUUCUAUGCCUGCAAUAAUAUAACCAGAUGUGGACCGUAUACCCUUCACAGUGAUCGCACUCAAAGUGAUCCUGAGAGAGAUCGUGUAUUUAUGAAGAUUGAUGUAUCCAGCGAGACUCAUCAACCGCAAUUGGAGUUUGAUGAGCCAAAGCAACCAAAUGGACUCACUGUAGCCUACAACAUCAAUUUGAAAGACCCAACAUGUGAUAAGGAGUCAUGUGUGGACUUCAUUUGCAUCACACGCUUAGAGCACGAAUCAGCCCAUUUUCGUUACGUACUGAAUUUGGACCGGGGAGUCUAUGAGGUUCGGGUACGAUCUGUGUCACUUGCAGGACCGGGGCCAUAUUCAGAUUGGGUUGAAUUAAGCUUGGCUAAGCAACAGACUGAAUUUAAGACAAUCAGUUGGGUGUGGUAUCUUGUGGUCAUUAUUGGAGCGAUAGUUAGUCUGUACCUAUUUGUACGAUGGCGAAAAAGGGCUGAAAGGAUUCCUGCCAGCGCUCUUAUUCGGUAUAGGAACACAGAUAGAGAUGAGCUGCUUGUGGAUUUUGAAUGAGUGUUGUUUUUUUUUCUAUGGAAAAAACUAGAUAAGUACAUUAUCAAUUUAUAAUUACUUUUUAAUGGAUAGAUUUACUGUUUAAGAUGAUGUUAUAGAUAUGUUUUUAGAGUCAAUAAAAAUAUUUUGUUUAGAAGUA